AUGUCCACCUUACCUCAAUACUAUGCCAUUCUUAACGUAUCUCCUACAGUGACUGCGGAUGAGAUACGUGCCGCAUACAAGCGAGAGUCUCUCAAGACUCAUCCGGACCGGCUACCAGGAACUGCCACCCCAGUCGACCGUCGGCGCGCCACCGAGCGCUUCCAAGCUGUCGCCGACGCAUACUACGUCCUCUCUGAUCCUCAGCGGAGGGCAGAGUACGACACACUCUUCAAAAGCCGCCCGUCAAACGCCUUUACCGAUGAAAAGUCCUCCGAGGCUGAGCAAGACCAAGCGAGCGGCUCCUUCUUUGAGCAGUUCACCUCUUACUUUCAAAACUCGACGGGUGCAUCUGGGGCCCACCCUCGGCCCGAUGCGAAUGGUGUCUUUGGCGAUGUGUUUGAAGAGAUGCUCGCUCCGGAAGUGGCUCAUGUCCGCCCCUGGUGGUCAUGGCUUGGGGGUGGAGCUGGAGCGACUAUUGGCUACAUUGUCGCCAAUGUUCCGGGCGCAGUAGCUGGCGGCUUUGCGGGAAAUCGGCUGGGAGCUGUUCGGGAUGCCAAGGGCAAGAGCGUCGCUCAGGUCUUUACUGGAUUGCAGAGUUCUCAAAGGGCCGAGAUAUUACGCGCGCUGGCGUUCAAGGUGUUGGGUAGUAUGAGUGGCUAG
Messenger RNA from Dioszegia hungarica, 660 nucleotides. Its product is annotated as DnaJ domain-containing protein. The transcript has 8 exons. The record is from RefSeq and is a predicted model, not a curated record. Bases 1 to 660 code for a protein of 219 amino acids. NCBI's taxonomy places the organism in Eukaryota, Fungi, Basidiomycota, Tremellomycetes, Tremellales, Bulleribasidiaceae.